UGGUUAAUCGAUAGAAGAAAGCAUCAAUCAUGUUAUCCUGCUCUGAGAAUCUGGUGCGCAGUCGCUCUGUCGCUAAAACUCUUGAUUAAUGACAUUAAAUGAUCAAUAAACCGCGACCCUCGGACUAGAGAGAGGAUUUAAACAGACAGCCGUAAUACUGCACCACAUUACAGUAACGUUAGUUAGUUAGCAUCUCUAGCUGCAGGUCUACAGUCAUGACGCUACAUGGCUAAGUGACCUCAGAUAAAUAACUGCCAAUCAAAAUGCCGUUUCACUUUUAUUAACCGAUAAACUGGAUUCAGCCGAAUGCUUGCUGAACAUAAACACCUUGGACUAGUUAAACUGUCAGAUAUUGUUUUGCGUCGCAAUUGUUUGGAAAAGAGGUUAGCCGGGUUAGCUGAUACAGCAGCUGUUUAUAUAGAAACUUUCGUAUUUCACCGGAUUAAUCGUUAUAUGAGUGUGCGAUGGAGUGAGGCUGAGGAAGAGCUCAAUGCCGUGUGUGCUGGAGGAUGAUGCGGAUGAUCACAGUCAUUAACAGAAGAAUGAUGAAGAUCCUCAUCGCCCUCGCUUUCAUUGCUUACAUCGUCUCUGUCUGGGGAACCUACGCAAAUAUAAGGUCUAUACAGGAACACAGAGAAAUGAAGACUGAGCAGAGGAUAGAUGAGGCAGUGGCACCUCUCAGGGAGAAGAUACUGGAACUUGAGCUUAGUUUUACCCAGAAGUAUCCACCUGUGAAAUUCUUAUCUGAGAAGGACCGAAAGAGAAUUUUGAUCACAGGUGGGGCAGGAUUUGUGGGCUCGCACCUCACUGAUAAGCUGAUGAUGGAUGGCCAUGAAGUGACAGUGGUGGAUAAUUUCUUCACUGGCCGCAAGCGCAAUGUUGAGCACUGGAUCGGCCAUGAGAACUUUGAACUGAUCAACCAUGAUGUGGUGGAGCCUCUCUAUAUUGAAGUUGACCAGAUAUAUCAUUUGGCCUCACCUGCAUCACCACCCAACUACAUGUAUAACCCUAUCAAGACACUGAAAACGAAUACUAUUGGAACUCUCAACAUGCUAGGAUUGGCCAAGCGAGUUGGAGCUCGUUUACUCCUUGCCUCAACUUCAGAAGUGUAUGGAGACCCAGAGAUGCAUCCCCAGAAUGAGGACUACUGGGGUCAUGUGAACCCUAUUGGCCCCCGGGCCUGUUAUGAUGAAGGAAAACGUGUUGCUGAGACGAUGUGUUAUGCCUACAUGAAACAGGAAGGUGUGGAGGUGAGAGUAGCUCGGAUCUUCAACACCUUCGGGUCUCGCAUGCACAUGAAUGACGGGCGAGUGGUCAGUAAUUUCAUUCUGCAGGCUUUACAAGGAGAGCCGCUGACGGUUUAUGGUUCAGGUUCUCAGACAAGAGCUUUCCAGUAUGUGAGUGAUCUGGUGAACGGCCUGGUGUCCCUGAUGAAUAGUAACAUCAGUAGUCCAGUUAACCUGGGAAAUCCAGAGGAACACACCAUACUGGAGUUUGCGCAGCUUAUUAAGAGUCUAGUUGUGAGCCGCAGUCAUAUUCAGUUCCUUCCAGAAGCACAAGAUGAUCCACAGAGAAGACGGCCAGACAUCCGCAAGGCCAAAAUGCUUCUGGGCUGGGAACCUGUGGUGCCACUGGAGGAAGGCUUGAACAAAACCAUCCAGUACUUCAGCAGAGAGCUGGAGCAUCAAGCCAACAAUCAGUAUAUACCCAAACCCAAGGCUGCACGGAUGAAAAAAGGAAGGCCCAGACACAACUGAUGAAUUGUGUUGAUCUCAGGGAUGCUGGGAUACUGGAGGACCAUAGACGUUCAGCAGCCAUUAUACAGCAUUCCGACUUUUUGAAAAAAGGAAUUUUUCUGUUUUUGCGAAUAUUUUGAAAUGCGGCUCAGGCAGAGAGCUGUCUCUAAAGAGUUUGUUUUACAGUCAAAUGUGCCUCAAAGAUAUCCGAUUUAUAGACUUUGCCUUGCACUUUGGUUUGUCAGUCGUCUGUCUGUUAUUUAAAGCAAGCUUAGAUCUUCAUGUGCUUUUUUGUAAUGUUUACAUUCUGUGCCGAUUUAAUUGAUGUGAUCUAUUUUUUUAUCAGUGUCAAAGCUAGCGGUGUGUUUGUUGAUUGGACACCUGUAGAAAAUUAUGAAAAUGAUUUAAAGAUCUUGAAUGUCUGGACUGGAGCAGGAAACCUCAUCCAGCUCUGUCAAGAAAUCUGAGGAGACGGAUAAAAGAAAAGCUUUGGAAAAUGUUCAUUCUGCUUUAAUCUUUGUGAUGAUUUUGAGCAAAAUCUGUUGUUACCUUUGUGAAACUUCAUACAGAACUUUGAACCUAUAAUUAAUUUCAGGUGAAAAGAAUAUUUUAAUAAAAUAUUUACUGUGA
Messenger RNA from Cyprinus carpio (common carp), 2366 nucleotides. Its product is annotated as UDP-glucuronic acid decarboxylase 1-like. Gene Ontology annotation, cellular component: cytoplasm. Gene Ontology annotation, molecular function: UDP-glucuronate decarboxylase activity; NAD+ binding. Lineage: Eukaryota; Metazoa; Chordata; Actinopteri; Cypriniformes; Cyprinidae. Gene Ontology annotation, biological process: D-xylose metabolic process. Bases 510 to 1757 code for a protein of 415 amino acids. The record is from RefSeq and is a predicted model, not a curated record. The transcript is spliced from 16 exons.